AUGUUAAUACUUUCUGAAUGCUCCCAUUCUUCAAAUAAAGAGGAUUCUGAACUAGGUGUUCUUGCCAAGUGGUGGACCGAAAACACUAUCCCCAAUUCGCUCGACGACUUAGAUUUACUGGACGCUUUUGUAGUCAAAAAUGUCCAAGACCGUGGAGAAUAUUACGAACGCCCAAAAGAUGCUACUGGGGUAAUUGUUUCAAGUCAAAAAAAGUUGGCUGCAAUGGCUGCUUGGAGGAACAAGGAGCACAAGGGUCCCUGGCAGAUUUAUGGAGAACAAGAGACAAACACAACUGCAUUCCACUACGUGGGUGAUAGUGAUAUAGUUUUCAUAGGCUGGGUUUAG
Yamadazyma tenuis ATCC 10573 is the source of this 345-nucleotide messenger RNA. NCBI's taxonomy places the organism in Eukaryota, Fungi, Ascomycota, Pichiomycetes, Serinales, Debaryomycetaceae. The record is from RefSeq and is a predicted model, not a curated record.